AUGAAAAUAGAUGAUUUAAUUACUCUAUUAAUUUUUAUGAUAGUUAAUCCUAUCUCUUUUGCAAUCUCACAAUGGUCCAAUACCACUAUUGUUUCUUCAAAUGUCAAUAUUUAUCAAUUUUAUUUAAGUUCAAUUUCAACAUUCAAUGUGACAAGUAGUCAUUUAUCGAUGAAUAGUUUAAGUAUUAUAGGUAGUAGUUUCACAUUAGAAAAUUCGACAUUGUCUGUCAAUGUUGAGAUUAGAGUGAAUUCAGAUCCACCAAACCCACCGAAUCCAAUACCCUUGUAUUAUACAGCCUCCAAUGUUGAAUAUUUAUCUAGUGUGAACCUCAAUAAUGUUACGGCAAAUAUAUCUACGAAUUCCGAUAUGACAGAGUACUUUGAUAUUUAUUUGUACAAUUCAAAUGUCUUGAUUUCCAACCAAUCUGGACUAUCAAGGAUACACUCUCGCUCUAAUAGUUUUCUGACUAUCGAGAACGUUUCUCAAACGAUUCCAGGUUUUGAUGGCAGUUCGUCAAAUCUUCGGAUUUUAAAUUGUACAAAUCUCUCUUUUCAAAGUUGGCUGGUCGAUGAUUAUGCUCCAAUAGAUAUGAUCGAUUCGACAAUAAGUAUCCCUGUGUACAGCUAUACUGGAUUGCACAGCUUAAGACUACUAAAUUCCAAUUUAAAUGUUGGUUAUUGGACAUCGAGUGUAUCGGUCUAUUCACACAUACUACUAUCAAACUCAAGUAUUUCGCUCAAUACAUUCAACCGAUAUGUUUAUAUACCAACCUAUUUAUUUGAUGCCGAUCUCUAUAACUCCACUCUAACCAUUGAGUACCUCAUGAGUUAUACUCCAGCAAUGUCCAUCAAUUUAAAUUUAUAUGAAAACAAUAACGUUGGAAUCGGUGGAGUUUUGACCACCUUUAUUGAAUCAACUAUCUCUCUAAAAGGAUACAUACGUACGUCGAAUAAUUUCUCCUUUACAACUUCCAAUGUUUAUUUUUAUGGAAUAAUUGACAGUGAUGGAGUUACCCAAGAUACUUGUAAUAUAAUAGCUCACAAUCUUAUUUUUGACCGUUCAAAAUUCACGCCAUUUUGCAACUAUAUUGCUGGGUUCAAUUCAAUUCAGAUUUUAAACAGCAGUGUAGUUUUAAACAAUUCAUUGACUAUAGAUACUGAUUUCUAUUCAGAUACAUUAACCACCUUUACUUUUACUUUACAUACAAACGAUAUCUUCACACAAGUUUCGUUAAAUACUAUUCCAUAUUAUCAAUUCACUUCAUCGAUUUUUAUCAAUUAUAAUUUUUCAUCGAUUGUGGAUGGAUUUGAAAUUCCACUUAUUAAAUUCGCAAAGUUGGAUAGGACCACUGACAAUAUCACCAUUAGUAAUAGAGUUACCUAUUUUUCAUUCUCCAACGACACCAGCAUAUAUGAGAAAGUUCCAAUUUUCAAUGCGGAUACCUACUACCGUGACCCAUAUAUUUAUACUAGGUUCUCAUUGGUAGGCUAUGUUACUUUGCCACCAACAGUGACACCAACACCAACCAAAGAUUCACCUUCAUCACGACCCUCCAACACAACGAUUGUAUUCUCAAUCGUGGGGUCUGUACUGGCGCUAAUUAUUACAGCAACCAUCAUCACAGUCAUCAAGUUUGUCAAAAACAAAAAAGCAAAGAGAAUCGAUGCAAUGAAAAUGACACCCCACGAAGAGAACUACAUUACAGAAAAAGGAAAAUGGAUCGGUAUGUUGUCUCCACACACAAAAGCUUUAGUUACCAUACAACCAACCGAAAAGGAAUUUAAUGGGGAAUAUUUACCAAACACAUCAUUAGAGAUUGAACCAAAAGAGAUUGAAUAA
Heterostelium album PN500 is the source of this 1839-nucleotide messenger RNA. RefSeq lists its product as uncharacterized. The record is from RefSeq and is a predicted model, not a curated record. NCBI's taxonomy places the organism in Eukaryota, Evosea, Eumycetozoa, Acytosteliales, Acytosteliaceae. The coding region runs from base 1 to 1839 and encodes 612 amino acids. The transcript is spliced from 7 exons.